UACUUCACAGCAAGAAAAACUUUGAACCUUCAACAAAAACAACACACGAAUGUCGUUUUCUUUUGUAUCAUUCAAAUUGUGAAAAUUGUGAAAUAUUUAUUGUGUUGACUCAGUCUACUGUCAGUGGGAAGAAGAAAACAAUUUUAAUCGAAAUACUAAAGGGUGUUAGCUAAACAACUAUUCAAAAUGGCGCCGCCAGAUUUAAAGAAGAUGCUUCAAGUGAACAUCAAGCCUCGUCAAGAUUCUUACACAGAUCAAUUCAGUCGAAUUUUUAUGGUGAAAAUGAUGAUGUUGACCUCAGCUGUGACCGCCAUCUCCUGGAUGAAAGAUAAGCUAAACUGCAUUGUCCCCAAAUCUCAUGACAUAAACGGAGCCUUUGUAGCAAAAGCAUGCUGGAUCAAUGGCUUAUACGUUUACCGAGAAAUCCACCCAAAGGAUCAAAGCUUUUAUUAUGGAAUUCCAACAGACAUCAGCAUGAAUGGUUACAACAAAUAUGGCGAUUUGUGUAAAUCUAAUGGCGCUAGCUGUCAAGAGAUGGAGAGGACAUUCUUCCUGCAAUAUCAAUGGUUUCCAAUUGGUGUAGCAGCUCUUGCAUUCUUGUACUAUUUACCAUACCUACUUUUCCGUCUUGCCAAUGCAGAUAUGCAGAGCUUAAAAGGUUUAAUCGCUGGUAAAACUGUCCAGGAUGUGGAUUUUGAAAAAGUUAUUCAAAAUUAUUUUUCCCGACAUUCCCGAUCAACUUCAAACCAAACGAUUAGAGUCUUACUCAACAUUUUGGUGAAAAUACUGUAUGUUGUUGCAAAUAUAGCUGGUUUUAUUGUCAUUGAUAGCGCUAUCAAUAAAGAGUUUAUUAAAUACGGAGGGCGUUGGUCAAGCUGGCUAGGAAAAACAAACGAAGGUCGUCAUGACUACACCCAACCUGACGAGCCUAAACCUGGUCACCAUUUACUUCCUGGGUUUGGAUUGUGUGAGUUGACAUCAGUGGCAGCCGACAAUCUUCAGGCUGUAGUAAAUGUACAUACAUACGUUUGCGAGCUGACUCAGCAUAUUUUGUACCAAUACAUUCUUAUUGUGAUGUGGUAUAUUUUCAUUCUGGGUAUUGUGAUAUCCAUCGUUGGUUUUCUCAAGUAUUUUUUCGAUCUAUUCAUGGCAUCCAGCACUUCAGAUGUCGAGGGAGAAGAUCUAAAAGUAUUGUUUCGUAACUUGACGUCACGUGAAAAAGAAUAUAUGAAGUUCGUGCGAAGAAAAAGCAUGCCAAUUUUUGGAGAGCUUCUGCAAAAGUUGAAGGAAUAUAACUCCGGUGGAAGCAGCGUGCCAUCCACAAGCAACCGAUCGUCAUAUGGUCCACCUGAAAAAGAAAGCAUGCAGUGAGAUUGCAGUUUAUAAUUUUUAAAGACAGUUUGUUUUUGUCAUCAGUGUUAUGUAGAGCAGUUUGUUAUGUAAAUAAAUAAGUUCUCCAAGUGUGUCCUGGGUAUAUACUUGACUUACUUCAUUUUUUUGUAACUAUGAAACUUUUGUGGAAUAGUUUUUUUGUGUCUAAGCCGCAAGAUCUCCCAUGUCACCUCGUAAUUUUUAUAUAUGCUAGAUACUACUAAAGUAACUUACUACUAAAGUAUGGAAAUUUUUACUUUAGCCCCUUUUUACAUUGCAAGUUUUUUUUCUUUGUGUCUCAUAUCAGGUAAAUUCAACUCCUGAAAGUAAAGACUUAUUUUGUGUAAAGACAAUGUACGGUUUAAGAUUGUAGUUUUAUAUUUUGAAUAGUAAAACGAUUUGAAAAUAUAAGUGCAAUUUUCCACGUUUGAUAAUAUUGUAACUGAUAACUUUUUAUAUAGAUUGAGUUUUAUA
Molecule: messenger RNA, 1845 nt
Organism: Hydractinia symbiolongicarpus
Lineage: Eukaryota; Metazoa; Cnidaria; Hydrozoa; Anthoathecata; Hydractiniidae
Exons: 6
Coding region: 187-1371 (394 amino acids)
Cellular component (GO): gap junction; plasma membrane
Molecular function (GO): gap junction channel activity
Source: RefSeq, a predicted model, not a curated record